GCGCACGUCGCCAAUCCAGUAGCAUUCAUGCUGUUGUCAUAUUUUUAAACUGCAGCACUCUUAGGAGAAGUCCGCUGGUUUACCUUGCGAAAUAAGAUAUUGUAACAUGCACUUGGAUUACCGGUUGGUGAACUGAAACAACGUUAACAACCGCUGGCUAAGAUAGAGGCAGAGCGCCCAUCAGAAAAGUAGGCUAUGCCUAUUGAAGAGAAUACACAGCUUUUGACAUCGGACAACUCUCACUUACAUUGGCGCGUUAAGUCAUGCGGAUACUAUGGUUUAGAUAAGUUUUGAAUGUGCAUGUCAAUCCUUGACAUUUAGGACCCCUAGGAUGGAAUUCAAACUUGAACAUUUCAGUUCAGUUCGUGGUACUGAUCCAGGUCCAACUCCUUGAAUUCGGUUUUGGAGAUCGGAGGGGUUGGCUUCAACACCACCUACCCAAUUUAAGAAGAAAUUUGGAGUCGAGCGGGAUGGACACGCCAGUUACCUUGUUCUUGCUGUCCUGCAUUUUGGGCGGUGUUGUUGUGCCCAUCUCGGGUGACGACGGUGAGGCGGCACCACCACCACCACCAGCUGACACCACCGCCAGCGUGAGCGUGCCCAUACCCAGGCCUGACGGUCCGGGUCCGGGUCCAGGUCCAGGUCCAGGUCCGGGCCCAAGCCGGCCGGGUCCCGGGCCAGAGGAGCCCUCGGCGGCGGCGGCGGCGGUGCCGGAGCUGCCGGAGCUGUCUCUGCAGCCGGCGCUGGCGGCCAUGGAGAGCGAGAAGCAGACCAUGCCAGAUGGACAGUACCACUGCCUGGAGACCGCCGGCCGGGAGCGGGAGCGGGAGCGGGAGGGGCCUCGGAACAGAACUGGGCCCUACUGUAAUCGUUCGUGGGACGGCUGGCUGUGUUGGGACGAGACGCCCGGGGGCACCUUUGCCACGCUCAGCUGUCCAGACUAUCCAGGCUUUGACACCUCAGAAAAAGUCACAAAAUAUUGUGAUGAGUCCGGCUACUGGCACCAAAGUCCCUCUGUGAACAAGACCUGGGCCCACUGUCUGGCCUACCCAAAGGACAAGCUCAAAGUGCAGCAGAGGAUCUCCACCUAUGGCGCUCUGGCUCCCGACCCCAACAUGGAGGAGGAGAGGAAGAAGAUCAUGGACGGCCAGUACAAAUGCUUCGAGAAGAUGAACAGAGACCCACCAUACAACAAAUCAGGUCUGUACUGCAACCGUACCUGGGAUGGUUGGAUGUGCUGGGACGACACUCCGGCAGGCACCUACGGGUUCCAGAACUGCCCCAACUACUUCCCAGACUUCGACCCCACAGAAAAGGUCACCAAAUAUUGCGACGAGAACGGCAACUGGUUCCGUCACCCCGACACCAACCGGAGCUGGUCCAACUACACGCUGUGCACCGCCUACACGCACGGCAAGCUGAGGAUGGCCUUCAUCUUGUACUACACAGCGAUUGUGGGCCAUUCGCUCUCCCUGGUGUCUCUCCUCAUCUCCCUGGCCAUAUUCUUCUACUUCAGGAGUCUGAGUUGUCAGAGGAUCACCCUGCACAAGAACCUCUUCAGCUCCUACGUGCUCAACUCCACCUGCACCCUCCUCCAUCUCGUCUGCGUGGUCAACAAUCCCACAGUCGUAGAGCAGAAUCCAGUGGGCUGCAAGGUGCUGCAGUGUCUGUAUCUGUAUUUCCUGGGCUGCACGUAUUUCUGGAUGCUGUGUGAAGGCGUGCAUCUGCACACGCUCAUCGUGGUGGCUGUGUUCGCCGAGGAGCAGCACCUGCACUGGUACUACCUACUGGGAUGGGGAUUUCCCUUAGUGCCUACAGUUAUUCACGCCAUUGCCAGGAAGCAGUACUUUGACGAUCACUGCUGGCUUAGUGCGGACACCCAUCUACUCUAUGUGGUACAUGGACCUAUCGUGGCAGCUUUACUGGUCAACCUGUUCUUCUUGCUGAACAUCGUGCGGGUGCUGGUGACCAAGCUUCGGGACACACACCGGGCCGAGUCCAACAUGUACAUGAAGGCGGUGCGGGCCACGCUGAUCCUGGUGCCGCUGCUGGGGAUCCAGUUCGUCAUCCUGCCCUGGCGGCCGCAGAACCGGCUGGCCGGCGAGAUCUACGACGUGGUCAUGAACGUGCUCAUGCACUACCAGGGAUUGCUGGUGGCAACAAUAUUCUGCUUCUUCAAUGGAGAGGUCCAGUCGGCCCUGAAGCGGCAGUGGGUCCAGUACAAGGCCCAGUGGGGACAGCGGCGGAAAGAGCACUGCUCCAUGCGCUCCACCUCCUACACCACCACCUCCAUCACCGAGGUGCCCGGCUUCAUGUACCACCAGGACUACCGGGCCGGAGGAGGAGGUGGCGGAGGUGGCUGUGGAGGAGGCGGGGGGUUUGGGGAGCAGCCCAACGGGAGACCCACCGAGGACAACGAACUGGUGUCGCUGAAGCUGAGCGACAACUACGCCUGAAAACAAACAAAAACACCACCACCACCACUACCACCAGGUGGCGCUGUGACUGACUGAGUUGGUGGCCCCUCAAACUGUUGGGACACUUAACACCUGAAAACAAGUUUGUGGGGCCUUUGACUCAGAAGGUGGACCUUUCAAAGCGGCAGACAUCGAUGCCUCAGUAGACUAUGAGGCGAUGUGAAUGACUAAAGUUGGUGGACAAUUCCCUAAAAUGGCAGAAACCCCCAUACAUGAGAUCAACAAGGGGCACUGUGACUUAAGUUGGGGGACCUUUCAAAAUGUUGGAUACCCCAUCAAUGACAUAAAUCACAUGUGGGGCGGGGAGCUGUGGCAGGUUGGCAAAACCUCAAGCCUAACGGUGGAAAUGGCUGAAAACACCAGGAGAUAAAAGGUUUUUCUCCUUGGAAAGACAUAAAAAAACGACAUACAGUACAUACAAAGCCCCAUAGAUAUGAUAUGUGAAGACUUAAAUUGCUAUGAGAUGGAGAGUGUGGGAGAGACUUUGGAGGAGUCAGGGAGUGGUGGUUGAAGGGUUUGUAGGCUUUUUUUCUAAAGAAAAAAAAAGAGAGAGAGAGAAGGACCUUGACCACCUACCACCCUUCUCCUUUCUUCUUGGAAUCGCUCCGUUCAUUCCAGUCUGAGACACAAAGUCGACUAAUUGCAGUUGUCAGCAGAACUUUGACAGUUGUUGUUGUUGUUGUUGGUGUGUGCGUGCGUGCGUGCUUGCGUGCGUGUGUGUGUGUGCGUGCGUGCGUGCGUGCGUGUGUGUGUCCACAGUCUGGUUUGUUGUUCUCACCCUCUUGCUGCUAACUGCUCCUGCUUCUUCGACGAGGCCAAAAAAAACCAGACAAACAAACAUGUCAAACAGACACGGGUACAUUGUAAAAAGAGGUGUGUGUCUGUGUGAGUGCGUGCGUGCGUGUGCGUGUGUUUGUGUCUGUCUGCCUGUGUGUGUGUGAUGCAUGUGUCCUGGACACGUGUUUCUUGGCAAGA
Messenger RNA from Engraulis encrasicolus (European anchovy), 3452 nucleotides. RefSeq names its product calcitonin receptor (gene calcr). Gene Ontology annotation, molecular function: calcitonin receptor activity; amylin receptor activity. Bases 471 to 2456 code for a protein of 661 amino acids. NCBI's taxonomy places the organism in Eukaryota, Metazoa, Chordata, Actinopteri, Clupeiformes, Engraulidae. The record is from RefSeq and is a predicted model, not a curated record. Gene Ontology annotation, biological process: cell surface receptor signaling pathway; positive regulation of cytosolic calcium ion concentration; adenylate cyclase-activating G protein-coupled receptor signaling pathway. The transcript has 16 exons. Gene Ontology annotation, cellular component: plasma membrane; axon.